AUGAAGGGAAGCAGCCUCGCCGCUCUUGGUCUGACGACGAUGCUUAAUACCAUGUCAGCCAUGGCCCAGAACCUGUCCUACGGAGCCGACAACUUCUACCGCAGCGACAGCGUCACGGUCCAGCCGAUCACCUUCGAGAACCAGUACCGGAUGACCAUCGCGGGCAACCUCUUCACGCGCAACAACUUCACGCACAACAACAACAACAUCACCGCACCGGCCAUCGUGGUCGGCCACCCGAUGGGCGCCGUGAAGGAGCAGAGCGCGAACCUGUACGCGACGAAGCUGGCCGAGCAGGGCUUCGUGACCGUCUCGCUAGACCUGUCGUUCUGGGGCGGCAGCUCGGGCGAGCCACGCAACGCAGUGUCGCCGGAUCUCUACGCGGAGGCGUUCAGCGCAGCGGUCGACUAUCUGGGCACGCAGGAGUUCGUCGACCGCGAGCGUAUCGGCGCGCUCGGUAUCUGCGGCAGCGGCGGGUUCGUGAUCAGCGCGGCGAAGAUCGACCCGCGCAUCCGGGCCAUCGCGACGUCGAGCAUGUACGACAUGGGCGCCGCCAACCGCAACGGGCUGCAGAGGUCGCAGAGCGUCGAGCAGCGCAAGGAGAUCAUCGCCGGGGCGGCGCAGCAGCGCUGGACCGAGAUCGACGGCGGCGACGUCCAGUACACCAGUGGCACGCCAAGUGAGCUCACGCCAGAUACACCUGCUGUCGGACGCGAGUUCUACGACUUCUAUCGCACCCUGCGUGGCGAGUUCACGCCCAACGGCUCGUCGCCGAACCUCACGACCCACCCCACGCUCUCCAGUAACGUCAAGUUCAUGAACUUUUACCCGUUCAACGAUAUCGACACCAUCUCGCCGCGUCCGCUGCUCUUCAUCUCGGGCGACCAGGCCCACUCGCGCGAGUUCAGCGAGGACGCUUAUGCGCGUGCGGCCGAGCCGAAGGAGCUGUUCUGGGUGCCUAGAGCCGGCCAUGUCGACCUCUACGAUCGUGUCGAUCUCAUCCCCUUUGGCAAGCUCACGCGGUUCUUUCAGACGAAUCUCAGCAGAAAGGGAGCCAGGGCGGUUCGUGUCUGA
Molecule: messenger RNA, 1074 nt
Organism: Aspergillus nomiae NRRL 13137
Lineage: Eukaryota; Fungi; Ascomycota; Eurotiomycetes; Eurotiales; Aspergillaceae
Product: alpha/beta hydrolase
Exons: 1
Coding region: 1-1074 (357 amino acids)
Source: RefSeq, a predicted model, not a curated record